AUGGGGGUUUCAAACUUACAGAAACUGAUCAAUGAUUUAUUGAUUGAUGUUAACAUAGGAAAAACAGGGAUUAUCAUUGAUGGUGAUAAUCUGUACUAUUCUUUGUAUUUUAACUCUGAUCCGAAGCUGGACCAGCGCUGUGGAGGAGAUUAUCCUGGAUUUAAAGAUGAGGUCUGUAAGUUCUUUCAAACUCUGGAGGACUGUGAAGUCACACCGAACAUCAUCCUGGGUGGAGGCCCAGGGUCCGAGAAGCAAAAAACUCUUAAGUCUCGUCAACAAGAUAAACAAAAAAAAGCAAAGAAAAUAGCAGAGUCAAAGCCUGGUGACACUUUACCAGAAGGAUGUGACGUUUUACCACCACUGGUCAGAGAUGUCUUCAUAGAAGUCUUAAAGGAGAAAGGCAUAGCCUUUGAACAGUGUUUAGGAGAGGCAGACCCUGAGGUGGUUUCUGCUGCUAAUGAGAAAGAAUGUCCUGUGCUGUCCAACGACACAGAUUUCUGCAUCUAUGAUCUCCACAAAGGUUUCCUUCUUCUGGACAACUUUGAGUGGAAAAGGAAAAAAGAUGGAAAAAUUCCUGCUAAGCUCUUCACACGUUCAAAGUUCUGUGAGCGUUUCAGCCUGGACCCUGCCCUGAUGCCGGUCUUUGCUUCAAUAGCAGGGAAUGAUUAUUCAAGAUUAGAAGACAAUGGGAAGUUUGCAAAUGAAUCAUCUUCACCUGGUGAACACAACAUCAAACGACUGCACGGUAUGCUCAGCUUUUUAAAUACAGUGAAUCUGGAAAACUUGAAUGAUUCACAGAAAAGAGAUCGUGCUCUGAAUGCAGCUUUAAAACGUGUUGGUAAAAAAGAGACUCAAACUUUCAAAGUCUCCAUUCAAGAAUAUGUUGAACCAGGAAAAGCUAGUUCUACAUUGCCUUCAUGGGUGUGUGAAAAAAUUCAGCGUGGAGAAUUCACGUUCAUCACAAGUGUUGUGGAUCAGCCCAGUAGUGGCCACAUCAAACAGUACUUCAAUAGACUGUUAACAGGAAGAGACUGUACAAAGAAUCAUGUCCCAUCAGAUUUGAGCAGUGAUGAAUGGAAAAAGCUGCAACUACAACGUCUGAAUAAGGCUCCUGAGGAUUUACGUCAGAAGGUGUUUGAAGAAGCUCUGCAGGUUCAGAUUUCAGCCUUAACAAACAUUCCCAGCAGUUUGAAGCUGCCCGUCUGUGUGACCAUUGUCUGGUUCAGGGAGCUACAACAGGACCCAAAGUCUUUCAGCUGCCUCCAUGCCCUCCUGCUGUGGUUUGUCUUUGGCCUCCAAGGUUCAGAGGACGAGUUUGAGAGGAGGAUGAAAGCUUUAAAGGAUGAAGGUAUGAGCACGGAGCUGCAGCCCCCUGUGGCUCAUGCUUUCAGGGAGUGGCAGUACUGCAUGAGGCAGAGCCUCCACCUGAACCAGCUGCUGUGUUCCCCUCUCCCAGAGCCUCAGUGUUCUCGACUUUACUGUGGACCUCUCCUUCAUCAGCUGGCAGAGGAACACACGAUCGAAGAACUAGAGAACAUGCUGACUGGAGAAAAGAAGACGGUAUAUGAAGACUUAAAGGGUAUUUGUCAUCCUCCUACUGGAGAACGAUCCUCCCAGUCCUCUACUGGGGAGGGGUCCUCUAGUGGGGAGGCAUGGCAGCGAGUUACGCACAAAAGGAAGUGUAAGAACAAAGAAGAACAGAGGAACUUGAAGCAGAGAAAAACCUGAUCACUGAAACUGAGUGAUGCUGCUGCUCCUCACAGGAUAAGAUCAGCUGAUCAGAGGAGGACUGUGUGGUCCUGAAGCUCUGUUAUGUUACACAUCUUUGUUUU
Molecule: messenger RNA, 1832 nt
Organism: Archocentrus centrarchus (flier cichlid)
Lineage: Eukaryota; Metazoa; Chordata; Actinopteri; Cichliformes; Cichlidae
Product: protein asteroid homolog 1-like
Exons: 4
Coding region: 1-1728 (575 amino acids)
Source: RefSeq, a predicted model, not a curated record